AUGUACGUCAAACUGGUAUCUUCAGAUGGUCAUGAAUUUAUUGUAAAAAGAGAACAUCUCAAAACCAAAACCAAAACCAAAACCAUGUUGAGUGACCCAGAUCAGUUUGCUGAGAAUGAAAAAAUUGAGGGCAAUUUUAGAGAGGUCUGUUCAUGUGUGCUAUCAAAAGUAUGUAUGUAUUCAUGCAUAUAUUUUACCUACAAGAUUCACUACACUAAUGGUUCCACUGAAAUUUCUGAAUUCCCAAUUGCACUUCAUAUUGCACUGGAACUGCUGAUGCAGACUUCCCAGAUUGUUAUUAAAUUAAAAUAA
Molecule: messenger RNA, 312 nt
Organism: Symphalangus syndactylus (siamang)
Lineage: Eukaryota; Metazoa; Chordata; Mammalia; Primates; Hylobatidae
Product: elongin-C-like
Biological process (GO): ubiquitin-dependent protein catabolic process
Source: RefSeq, a predicted model, not a curated record